Molecule: messenger RNA, 3165 nt
Organism: Drepanopeziza brunnea f. sp. 'multigermtubi' MB_m1
Lineage: Eukaryota; Fungi; Ascomycota; Leotiomycetes; Helotiales; Drepanopezizaceae
Source: RefSeq, a predicted model, not a curated record
AUGUACGCCAAGACAGCUCUCGUCUGCGCCCUCGCUGGCUUCGCUAGCGCAUCUCCCACACCCAACCUACAAGCCCGCAACAUGGACUCCAACAUCUUCACAAUUUCCACCUCCGGCACCCCCACCGCUAUCCACCAACUCAUCUUCAACGCCAAAGACAAAUUCUUUAACCUGAACAACGGCACAUCCACCGUCUGCCCUGGUAUGGAAGUCAACUGCAUGGAAGCAGGAAAUACUACCGUCUUCACAACCCGGCCAGAGGCCAACACCCUGUUCCUCAAUUCCGUCUCUGCAGGCGGCCAGCAGGUCUACGUUGCCGCUGAUGGUGCGUUGGCCUUCUUGGCCGCCCACAGCCGUGAUUUCCCCGAAGGAAGCCUCACUGCCCCCUUCAAGUUCAAGCCCGCCACAGCGCCAGGCCAAGUCGGCAGUCUGAAAUUCAAGGGCAAGUCCUUCAGCGCGUGCAAAGAUAGCGCUACCGUCGAAAAGGACGUGUGGAAGAUCUGGGCGAACGCCGUGGUGGGAUGGCCCGCUGGCUUACGAGUACCAGUAGACACUUGUCUCGCCUGUCGCGGCGCUGCACUCCAGGUACCGAUCGCAGCGCAUCUCCUGAGCGACGCGGUACGCCUCCUGCGGGUAGAUGAUGCCGUUCGCGUCCGUCUCGCUUCGCAAGUCGCGCUUAAGGCCGAGGAAAAGGAUAGGGAGCUCGCGCUGCGCUGUGAAGAUCCGCGUGGUCUCUUUGAUCCACUGGGGUUGGGUGUCAGUGGGGGUUUACCUUUAACUUUGGGAGGGCAGGAUGGGGAAUCGGUGGGGGUUGAUGAGUUGGAACUCGAAGCGAUACGGGCGGUUGAAAAACGUGAUGUCCAAGACGAAAGGCUGGUUGCCGUCUUGGAGGAGGGGAAGAGGGCCUUUGCUGCUAUGAGCGAUGGACCCUUUGCUCACACGACUAUGGGAUCUGAUCAAUUCCGCGAAGAUACGAAUGGAGAGAAUGCAUCUCGGAGUGCUCUUCCCACACUCGGCAUCCCCAAGCAACAGGAUCGAAGCUUCAGGCGUCUCGAUAUCGGCCAUGACCUCUACAUCUUUUCGAGUCCUCAAUGGGUGAGAGAAUUUGAAAGAAAACGGCGUCGACAAGAAGAACGUGUUCCCGUGCCGCUUUAUCUUCGCAUCACGUGGGUCAUCCUAGCGCUCUCUAUAAAAACUCUGGACGCCCGCACAUCGCCACGGCUGGAAUCCGUGCGUCUGAAACUGACUUCUUCGGCUUCACCAUUCACGUCACAAAGUGGAGUUGGGAUAAAGAACACUGAAGGAAACAGAGAACGUGUUGCUGCUUCGGAAACGUAUCGGAAGAAAAUGGAAGCGGAAACGGGAAAAGCACAAACAACUGCUGAGAAAUACGCAACAUGGAGCCAGGAGAAGCUGAUUGAGAGGGUCACACAGCUGGAAACUGAGCUGAAGAUCAAGAAUCUAAGUCUCGACACAACCCCCGAAAAGAAGUCCUUCAAAAAGCCCCGUACAGAAAGGAGGUUCGACCCCUCCAAGUACAGCACCCGGCUUGUAGCUUUCAAGCUCGCCUAUCUCGGCAAGCGCUACAACGGGUUCGAGUGUCAGAAAUCCGUCACGCCUCUCCCGACAAUUGAGGAAGAGCUGUGGAAAGCCUUCAACAAGGCGAGACUUAUCUUCCCGGAUGUGGUCAAUCCGAGACAGCCGGGUGAGGUGAACUGGGAUGGGUGUGAGUACAGCAAGUGUGGGAGGACGGAUAAAGGGGUGAGUGCUUUUGGGCAGGUGAUUGGCAUUAGAGUGAGGAGUAAUCGGCCGUUGGCGAAGAAAAGGGAGAAGAGAGCCUCCGAGGAAGAGGUUCAGGAGGGGGCAGACGAGGAUGUUUCCACAUCGACAGUCAGUCCGGACGAUCCUACGCGAGGUUUCAACUCAUACGCCAGACCUGGCUCGGUCGAGAUGGCCUCGCCGGCUCUAGCACCUUCCAGACUGUCGCCACAAAUGACUCCGACACCAGAUCUCGGCCUCUCAGACCCGGAUUACGAAGAAGCUCUCAAUUUCGACCCCAUUGCAGAUGAAAUCCCCUACUGCUCACUGCUCAAUCGUCUCCUCCCACCAGACAUCAGAAUCCUAGCCUGGUGCCCAGCACCACCGCAGGAUUUCUCGGCACGUUUCUCCUGCCGAGAACGCCAAUAUCGGUACUUCUUCACCCAGCCGGCGUUCAUGCCUACGCCUCCGCAGCUGGAGGUCCCAACUCAGAAAGGCCAGACGGUGGCGAUGGAAGGCAAGAUGAGAGAUGGAUGGCUGAACAUCAAGAAGAUGCGAGAAGCGGCCAAGCUAUUCGAGGGGAUUCACGAUUUCAGGAAUUUCUGCAAAGUGGACCCGGGAAAGCAGAUCUCUAAUUUCGAAAGGAGGAUCUUCUACGCAGAUAUCGAGGAGGUGGAUGAUUCGACGAGUGGAUUGGCGUUUGUCAACGGUGCGGACUUUGCGCCACAUUCUACUCGCCAGGCUGUGAAUCCGAAAGUGUAUACGUUUACGCUUCACGGGUCUGCCUUCUUGUGGCAUCAGGUUAGGCACAUGGUCGCUGUGCUGUUCCUCGUUGGACAGGGCCUUGAAAAGCCGUCUAUCGUUUCGGAGUUACUGGACGUCGAGACGAAUCCCGGACGGCCGGUGUACGAGAUGGCUACCGAUACACCGCUGGUGCUUUGGAACUGCGUGUUUCCGCAAGAGGAUGACGCAGAAAGAAAAGAUGCCAUCCAAUGGCACUAUGUCGGCGAUGAUCCGAACAGCGGCGACCAGAAAUACGGCACCGCUGGGAUCAUGGACGAGCUUUGGAAGGUCUGGCGGGAGAGGAAGGUCGAUGAGAUUCUAGCCAGCACACUCUUGGGUGUUAUCGCCAAGCAAGGAAGACCGGCUGGGGAUUUGAGUGUUGGGGAGCCCAAGAAGGGAAGCAGGAGUCAGAAGGUGUUUGAUGGGGGGGACUCGCCGAGACUACAGGGUCUCUACACGCCCGUGAUGAAGAAGCUGAGGAUGGAGACGGUGGAUGUCAUCAACGAGAAGUACGCGGUUAGGAAAGGGUUCGAGAACUCAGCGGAGAUGAAGCUGCUGGGCUUCAGGCGCUUGAAUAAUGUGGUUGCCUCUGCAGAUACCCCGGCCGAGAAGGCAGACAAGUAG